Seminavis robusta is the source of this 222-nucleotide messenger RNA. The record is from the annotation of a GenBank genome assembly. Lineage: Eukaryota; Bacillariophyta; Bacillariophyceae; Naviculales; Naviculaceae.
AUGAAGGUCCUGACCUACAAGAAUUCCAAGUUCAUGGACGAACACCGCUUCCACUUGCGGAAGGAUCAGCUGGAAAAAGCCAAACGUCGGACUACAGACCUGUUGGAGAGAAUUGCUAAGAAGAAACCCGAAGAAGAGAUUUCCCCAGCCUUUCAGGAUAUGCUGGAGUUGGGAGUGUUGGAGGCCAUGAAGGCGUUGGAGGAGGCCCGCCAGGAUGAUUAG